Messenger RNA from Cetraspora pellucida, 387 nucleotides. NCBI's taxonomy places the organism in Eukaryota, Fungi, Glomeromycota, Glomeromycetes, Diversisporales, Gigasporaceae. The record is from the annotation of a GenBank genome assembly.
AUGAAUAUUCUUUCUAUUGAUACUAAUGCAGAGUUGUGUAGUCUCAUGGAUAACAUUCAUCAAACCGAAGAUCUGACACUUGAUGAUCUUACCAAUGCACUUAAAGACCUUCAUAUUCAUCUUACUAACCCGAUGCCAGUCGAAGAAUUUCUUUCUAUUCCUAAUGAAGAUGUUGUCUACAAAGUUUCUAGAGAUGACCAAGUUAUUAAACAGCUUAUAGAAACAUUCAAGCCAGUCAAUUUAAGUCAUGAUGAUUCAGAGGAAGAUGAUAGUGUCGAAAUUUUUCUAAUUAGCAUUAAUGCAGCGAUUACAAGUUUGGAAACUGUGUGUAUGUUUUUGCUUCAACAAUAUGAAGAAGUAGAUGAAUAUGUUAAGAGCAUAAGGAAG